Molecule: messenger RNA, 3860 nt
Organism: Brienomyrus brachyistius
Lineage: Eukaryota; Metazoa; Chordata; Actinopteri; Osteoglossiformes; Mormyridae
Gene: smarcad1b
Product: SWI/SNF-related, matrix-associated actin-dependent regulator of chromatin, subfamily a, containing DEAD/H box 1 b
Exons: 23
Coding region: 378-3395 (1005 amino acids)
Cellular component (GO): nucleus
Molecular function (GO): ubiquitin binding; ATP-dependent chromatin remodeler activity; DNA binding
Source: RefSeq, a predicted model, not a curated record
CAGCCCCAAUCCACCUCUGCUUAAUGUGCUCCCUGGCUGAACGGCGUGAUGCCGGCUUGUGCGCCGACCAAUUCACGUCUGUCGCUGAUAUGGUGUUGACUGGGUGCUACGGGUUUAAAUAUCUGAAUAACAUAAGCAGGUGGUUGGUCCAGAAAGAUCGCCCGGCGGCAUCGCUUGUCAGGACGGCAGAUUGCACCGCUGGAGCACCCGGGAUGCGGGCUGCAUGUUAGUUGUUAGCUAGCAGUAAAGCGAGGGCUGGGGAGCUGCCGGCCAAAGGCGGCGAUCAUCCACCUGGAAGCAGCUAGCGGCUUAAUUUCGCUUCUUUGUUAUUAGCGCUUAGCUGCUUUAGCCGUAGCCUGGGUGUCGAGCAUAGAGCGAUGAGUUCGUUCGGGCUGGACCGCUUUCGCUACGGAAAGGACAAGGCAAGGAUAAAAAAGGAGUCCCCUCCGAGGCGGGGGCAAAUCGGAUCAGUUAGUCCCGAUUCGGAAAAGGAGAAUCUGACCGUUACGGUCAUCCCAGAGACCCCCGAGUUCAAAUGUCCAUCAGGGUCCAAAUUGGGGAAGCGUGAGGACUGUGUGGUGCUGGAGUCAGACUCGGAUGAUGAUGUCUUCGGAGCAUCAGUGAUGAGUGGGAGGCUGAGCACGACGCCGAGGGGAGUUAUCGUGCUGUCGGAUGAGGAAGACUCCACAGAGGGGGUAACAGAGCAGAGGCUGGCCAAGCUGCAGGAACUCUUUCCUCACAUAGACAGGAAGGAGCUGCUGGAGGUGAUCAAGGAGACAAGCACCCUGGAUGGAGCAGUGGCCUGCUGUACACUGAGAUUUCGGGAUGAAGAGCCGAGCCGCAAGAGAAAGCUGAGUGGCUCAGAUGCAGAGGAGAGAAAUUCUCAGGUCACUAAGAAGAGGAAGGAUUCUGUGACAGAUGACUCUGCAGAAGAGGGUCCAGAGCCGAGCUGGAAAGAUCAGGAACAGAUGGUGAGGAGACUUCAGAGGAGGUUCCCCAGCCUUGACAAAGAGGAAUUGAGAGAUGUGCUCCAGGAACACGACUGGCUCUAUGAAGACACCAUGGAGGCUCUUCGCAUGUUUUCUGAAGCAGUUGACUCCGCCUCAUCUGAUGUCCUGGAGAAUACGCCCGAAAACGACGUCGCUCCCCGAACCCACAGCCCCGUGUGUCAGAGGAGACAUUCAGGCUCAGAGACGGACUCCAGGGGCACCAGGCAGAAGAGCAGAGGUAGCCCUCCGAGUAGGGGGACCGCGGAGCCCCGAGGGACGCGGCCGGACAGGACCGGGGCGACGUCUUCGUCAGCCUUACACAGGCACCCAGUCAGGGCUAAGAAGGCAAAGGCUAAAGCAGAGGGGAAGAGUGACGUGCACCGCCCUCUGGAGGUGGACAGCGGGUCAGAUGGCGAGGGCUCCAUCGGCAGCGAGUUUGGGGGCUCCUCUGGGCAGUCGGACUCAGACCGGGAGGACAAUGUGAACCCCAAACUGAAGGCCCAGAUCCUGGAGUUCUUCCAAGAGGCCUCUGUAGAUGAGCUGUCCCUCAUUGCUGGCUGCUCAGUGAAGAAGGCCCAGAAGAUCGUGGAGCUGCGGCCCUUUAAGACCUGGGAGGAUCUGUAUGGGACUUUCCACAAGGGGAACGGCCUGUCGCCAGAGCUGGUAUGGGGGUGCCGCAUGGUGCUGAAGGAGAGGGAGGUGGUCCUGGGUCUGAUGAGCAAGUGCGAGAAGAUCUCCCAGAAGAUGGUGCACGAUGUGACGAAGGUCAUCAAGAGGGGCGCCGGUGCCAUCGAGCAGCCCAGCAUCCUCAACAGCAGGUUGGAGCUGAAGCCGUACCAGCUGAUCGGGCUGAACUGGCUGGUCAUGCUGCAUCAGAACCAGCUGAGCGGAAUCCUGGCGGACGAGAUGGGUUUGGGAAAGACCAUCCAGGCCAUCUCUUUCCUGGCCAGCUUGUACCAAGAGGGAAACGCUGGCCCUCACCUCAUCACCGUGCCAUCCUCCACUCUGGAUAACUGGGUUCGGGAGCUCAAACUGUGGUGCCCCAGCUUGAAGGUGCUGGUUUACUAUGGCUCCGCCGAUGAUCGCAGGUACCUUCGCCACAGCAUCCUCAACAAGCAGGUGGACUUCAGCAUCAUCGUGUCCACGUACAAUCUGACGAUUGGGAAUGACAGCGACCGCAGUCUGUUCCGCAAGCUGAAGCUGCAGUACGCUAUAUUCGACGAGGGACACAUGCUGAAGAACAUGAAUUCCUUGCGCUAUCGCUACCUCAUGGCCAUCAAUGCCAAGCACCGCCUGCUGCUCACAGGCACCCCCUUACAGAACAACCUCCUGGAGCUCAUGUCUCUUCUCAACUUCAUUAUGCCCACCAUGUUCUCCAGCAGCACAUCACAGAUUGCCAAGAUGUUCUCUAUGAAAUCAUCCGAGGAGCAGAGCAGCUUUGAGAGGGACCGGAUCGCUCAGGCCAAGCUCAUCAUGAAGCCAUUCAUCCUUCGGCGAGUAAAGAGUGAGGUCUUGAAGCAGCUGCCUGAAAAGGAGGAGCGAGUUGAGUUCUGCCCCAUGAGUGAAAGGCAGGCUCGUCUGUACGACGCCCUCUUUCGAAAACUGAAGGGCUCUGCCUCUGGAGAAAAGCGGGACCUCUGCAACGUGAUGAUGCAGCUGAGGAAGAUGGCCAACCACCCACUGCUUCACCGGCAGCACUACACCCGCGAGAGGCUGGCUGCCAUGAGCCAGCUCAUGCUGAAGGAGCCGACGCACCGUGACGCAGACCCGGCGCUGAUUCAGGAGGACAUGGAGGUGAUGUCAGACUUCGAGCUGCACUGCCUCUGCUCGCAGUAUUCCACCCUGCACGGCUUCCAGCUGCAGAGCAACCAGCUGCUCGACUCGGGCAAGUUCGCCGUGCUCACCGAGCUGCUGGUCACCCUCAAGGACAAGGGUGACCGUGUGGUGCUCUUCAGCCAGUUCACCAUGAUGCUGGACAUUGUGGAGGUCCUGCUGAAACACCUGAACCACCGCUACCUGCGGCUGGAUGGCUCCACACCCAUGGCUGACAGGAUUGGCCUCAUCGAUGAGUUUAAUACUGACCCGGACAUCUUCGUGUUCCUGCUGUCCACGAGGGCGGGGGGGCUGGGCAUCAACCUCACUUCCGCCAAUGUGGUCAUUUUACACGACAUCGACUGUAACCCCUACAACGACAAGCAGGCGGAGGACCGCUGCCACCGUGUGGGCCAGACCAGGACGGUGAAGGUGAUAAAGCUGGUCUCUAAGGACUCCAUCGAGGAUUGCAUGCUGCGCGUCGGCCAGAAGAAGCUGAAGCUGGAGCAGGAUAUGACUGCCACAGAGGGAGGAGAUGAGGACUCCAUGCCCGAGGACAUGGCUUCCCUCUUGAAGGCUUCUUUGGGACUGUGAGCUCCCUCACAGACUAUAAAUUGGGGGAAAUCCGUGUCACUGUCCUGUUCUCUCUACUAAUGGGUUUGGAGCCAGCCAAUGAACAUUAAAAGCUCCUGUCAGGAGCUGGGACCUGUGUGUGAGCCACUGUCCUAGGUGCUGGAUGCUGAACAGCCCUGCCAGCCCACCAGGGUGCGUCGGACCACAAGACCUUUUUUUAUGUUCUGCUUGUUAAUGUGAUAUUGACGUUGGACGCUGUUCUCGGUGCCUUAUGUGUUGUGUUGGGAUUUUAUUUUGUUUUGGUUUGUUUACUGCUAAAAUGUAAAGCUGUAUUGAAAACUGUUGACAAACUAGUGUAAAAAGCAAUUGUUUUCAUAGCACUGAUAAUUGACAGAAAGAUUAAAUGGGAUGAACUCACUGGAAGACAGUGUAAGUGUCUAAAGAUAUGGUUAAAUAAAUAAAAAAAUUCGGGAUGGAUGUGCUUAA